CAAACGCCUCCAGGCGCGUCAAACGCACGCCAGUCUCCAUACAUAUUCUUGGCGAGUUGGACGUUGGUACAAUUUUUGUCGGCUUUCCGCGAUUUUCUCACGACAUCAGUUAUUGUCCCUACUGGUACAGGUGCAACAGUGAAGUGAUUGUAAAGUGUUUAUCAACAGUGGAUUGAAGUAUUUCAUGCAAUUAAUCUGAAUGCGGAAUGGUAAUCGGACUUGUGAAGGAACAUCGACUGCCGAAGCCUACUGUACAAAUAUGGAGAGCUUAUCACCAUUCGCGGGAAAUUACAUAAUACAUAUAAGCACGAAAGCAGUGACCACUAAUGUUUGGGUGGGCGGUGGCGCGAUGCGAGAGGAGGACCUGGAGGUGGCCCUCAAGGUGGUGAUCGUGGGCGACGGCGGCGUGGGCAAAUCCAGCAUGAUCCAGCGGUACUGCCGCGGCACCUUCACCAGGGACUACAAGAAGACUAUUGGAGUCGACUUCUUAGAAAGACAGAUUGAGAUCGACGGCGAGGAAGUCCGAUUGAUGCUAUGGGACACGGCGGGACAGGAGGAGUUCGAUGCCAUCACAAAGGCGUACUACCGCGGCGCACACGCAUGCGUGCUCGCCUUCAGCACCACGGACCGAGACUCCUUCCUCUCACUACAUUCAUGGAAACUCAAGGUGGAGAAUGAGUGCGGGGAGAUACCCACGAUCAUAGUUCAAAAUAAAAUUGAUUUAAUGGAUCAAUGCGUCGUUGGACCAGAUGAAGCUGAGCUAGUAGCAAGAGCACUAGGCUGUCGGUUAAUGCGUGCGUCAGUAAAAGAAGACGUUAAUGUUGGAGCCGUGUUCAGAGCUUUAGCUGCACGGUGUCUGUCAGAUAUGCGGCGUGAUGAUGCCGACACAAUGCCGCCGUGCCAACAACCCGUCAUAGGAACAUUUACAAACCACAACAGUAACGGUACAAUUCUGCUGCGGCCAACGAAACAUCGGCCGGGCGGCAAAAAGAAGAAUGUCCUAAGAAACGCUUGCAGACUACUGUGAUUAUCAGACCCUUCUUUAAACCUGCUCAACGCUGUAUUUUGUAAUUAUAAUAGUGUUUCAAAAACCUCUAAAAACGAUAACAAUAAACUGUUCUGAAAUUUGUUAAGUCCUAGAAAAUAUUUUUUCCGUUCGGCAUCAAGUUGUUGGUCACAGCCUCAUAUUUGAAUCUAAAUUAAAAAAAAUACUAGAAUAAAAUGUAAAAAGAAGUAAUUAAGGCCACUAUAAGGAAGAUAAACCUAAGACCGUAGGACCAAAAUCAAGUUAUUGGCAUUUAAAAAAAUCAUAAUAAAUUUGACACGUUUUUUGUCGCAUGUGGCUCCAUCUGUUGAUCACAAAAUUGUAAAAACCUAGUUCAGUCUUAAAAAUCUUUCAUAGUGCUUUUAUAGGCAAAGACAAAGGAUGAUGAAUAUCAAAAAUGCUAAAUCCUACUCAAAUCUAUAAUUCCAAGUGCAUUAAAUGACAACCUUAACUUAGUCGAUAAAAAAGCUGUUUAGUCAUAUUUUAAUGUUUUUAGUUAGUUGAUAUUGAAAUAACAAAGCUAUGUAAAU
Spodoptera litura is the source of this 1575-nucleotide messenger RNA. Its product is annotated as RAS oncogene family member Rab23. Gene Ontology annotation, molecular function: GTP binding; GTPase activity. The record is from RefSeq and is a predicted model, not a curated record. NCBI's taxonomy places the organism in Eukaryota, Metazoa, Arthropoda, Insecta, Lepidoptera, Noctuidae.